Messenger RNA from Closterium sp. NIES-67, 3094 nucleotides. The record is from the annotation of a GenBank genome assembly. NCBI's taxonomy places the organism in Eukaryota, Viridiplantae, Streptophyta, Zygnematophyceae, Desmidiales, Closteriaceae.
UCAACCAAGAAGUCCGCUUUAUGUAUGUUUGUAGUGUCGUAGAACAUCGACCUCCCAUUGUGCUAAGUCUCAGUCGUGGCUCGUUACGGAAUAAGCUCUAUCAGCGUAAAUUAUUCUCCUAACUUUGGUCACACAACUGAAUCGAAGUACCAACAAGCUACUACUUUCCUGGGCCAGGUUUUGGACAUAGUUCCUAAUAUCCUCGCGUUUCAGUCACCCUCUAACAGCAUUAAUCUUAUUCACUGCUCAUAUGCCACCCAUGGACGACAAUCUAGGGUUCGACUUCCCCAUUCCUCUGAGACCGGAGGACGACAACCUUGAAACCGGGCCCUCGUCAGGCAGCUACCCAGUCGCCGACGGUGAAGCGGGGAGCGACCGCGGUGGGGGAGGGGGAGGGGGAGGGGGCGGCGGAGGGGGAGUGGGCGAGGGAGGGGGAGGGGGAGGCGGAGGUGGGGGCGGAGGAGGGGGAUGGCAAGGGGAAGACGUGGAGUGGCAAGGCGGCCCAAUGUCAGACUUCCAGGGCCUUCCGACCCGCGUGGAGCCCGAGCCUGCUGACGUGGAAGGCAUGAAUGUGCCAAUGCCGGAUGUGACUCUACGAGACGAGCUCUCCGAGUCGCUGAUGCCGCUCAAAUGGGUGCUGUUCCCAGAAGCCGACCCGGUACAGCAGUUUCGCGAUAAGACGUGGAAGGAGAAGAUUUGGAUUUUCCUGGUGGGCGUGUUUCCGAUCCUGUCAUGGCUGCCCAAGUACGACCUGCGCUUCUAUCUGCUCGGCGACAUCAUCGGAGGGCUCUCCAUCGCCAUCAUGUCCGUGCCGCAGGACGUGUCGUACGCCAAGUACGCCAACGCGCCCAAGGAGUUCGCUCUCUACACGAGUUUCCUGCCGCCGCUGCUGUACGCGAUACUCGGGUCGUCGAAGCACAUGGUGAUCGGGCCAGUGUCGGUGGUGUCGCAGCUGCUGGGCGAGCAGCUCAAGGGGCAGGUGGACCCCACCGAGGACCCGGCGCUCUACAACAGCAUGCUCAUCACCACCACCUUCUUGUGCGGGCUCUUCCAGCUCGCCAUGGGGCUGCUCAGAAUGGGCUUUCUCGUCGACCUGCUGAGCCAGCCCACCAUCGCGGGCUUCCUGGCGGGCUGCUCGCUGACCAUCGCGCUGCAGCAGCUGAAGCCCAUCCUGGGGUACACGGACUUCACGCUCAGCACCAGCAUCGUCAGCAUCUUCCAGGCCGUCAGAGAUUACUCCCACGAGUUCCAAUGGCGUUCCUUUGCCCUUGGCUUCAGCUUCUUUGUCUUCCUCACCAUCCUCCGCAUCCUGACCAAAAUGUACCCCAAGAGCAAGGCCCUCUUCUACUCCAAUGCGCUCGGCCCCAUCUUCUCUAUAGUGCUCUCCACUAUCAUCGUGGGCACCACUGGCAUCUACAACAAGGGCGUCACCACUGUGGGCACCAUAAAGAGAGGCAUGGGCAACAUGUCGUCCGUGUGGGCGAUUGACUUGCACCACGAGUACACCGACGAGGUCGCCCUCAUAGCUCUCUACGCCGCCCUCGUCUCCCUUGCCGAAUCUAUCGGCAUAGGCCGCACUUUUGCCGGCAUGUAUGGUUACCACAUCGAUGGUAACAAGGAGCUCAUAGCGUAUGGCGCCAUGAACCUCUCCGGAUCCUUCACCUCCUGCUACGUCGCCACAGGCUCCUUCUCGCGCACGGCGGUCAACAUCCUGGCGGGCGCGCACACCGCGCUCACGCAGAUCAUCCUCUCCAUCACCAUGCUCGUCGUGCUCCUCGCCGCCGCCCCCGCCUUCCAAUACGUGCCCAGUUGUGUGGUGGGUGCAAUCAUCGCCAACUCCGUGCUCAACCUGCUCGACUUCAAGGCGGCCUUCCAGAUCUGGCGGGUGGACAAGCUUGACUUCGUAGUCAUGCUCGGGUGCUUCCUCGGGAUCAUCUUCGGGUCCCCCGAGAUCGGCCUGCUGGUGGCCUCCAUCUUCUCCUUCCUCAAGCUGCUGCUGCGUAUCGUUCGCCCCCACAUCCGCCUGCUCGGCCUGCUCCCGGGCGGCGCCGCUACAGCAGUGAGCGUGCUACAGUUCCCCAACAGCACGCUGUGCGAGGGCAUCGUGAUGCUGAGGAUCGAGAGCCCACUCUACUUCCCUGCGGCUAACUUCUGCCGGCAGCGCAUCAAGAAGCUGUGUGAUGCUUAUGCGAGGGGAUACCAGCAACCAGUGCGGCACUGCAUCUUGGACCUUUCAGUGAUGCACGACAUCGAUGUGUCGGGCAUAGACGGGCUCAAGGAGCUCCACCGAGAUUUAUCCGAGAAGAGCAUUCAGCUGUGUCUGGCCAGCGCAUCGAGGGAUGUCCUGCGCAAGCUGUGGGACGCCAAUUUCCUUGCAGAGAUGGGCGAGCAGUGGCUCUUUGUCACGCCGGCCGAUGCCGUCAAGCUCUGCCGCUCCGUGGCUGUCGCUGCGCCGGCCAUCAAAGAGCAGGAUGAGCUGCUGGCGUCUGUUCAGGUCUACGACAUUUAGGCUGACUGGUACAGAGCAGCUGUGUGGUAUAUGUGACGCCAGCCGACCCCGUCAAGCUCUGCCGCUCGGUGGCUGUUGUUGCGCCUGCCUGUUAAAAGCAAGAUGAGCUGCUGGUCUGUGCUAGUGGACACCAGCCGAAGCACAAGCUCUGUGCUCCGUGACCGUGUCAGAGCUGGUAAUCUCAAGAGCAUGAUCAACUGCUGGAGUGCGUUCAGGUGUAUGAUAUCUAGGCUGUACAGCAGGCCCUGUUUCCCUCCAGAAGCGUGCUAUUUGGGGCACCGACCGAAACGCUGGGCGGCUGUGCUGCUCUGCGGCUGUGGCAGAGGCGGCAAUCCAGGAGGGGGAGGACAGAAAGCUGGCACCCGUGUGGUGAUCCUACGCCUGCCUGCGGUGCAGAGCAGCCCUGGUUGUUUAUUAGCCUUGGGAAAGGCUGGCUGGUUGGUUGGCACCUGCUAUAGAUUUUAAUUUAAUAAAGCUCCGAAUUGUGGAUUGGUUAUUGCUGAGUGUUUCAUAGCAAUGGUACAUUCCAGCACCAGAGGAGCUUACAGAUUGGCUCUUAUUUACAUUGCUAUGACUGAUUUGUAC